This is a messenger RNA of Tupaia belangeri chinensis (Chinese tree shrew), 1461 nucleotides long. RefSeq names its product keratin, type II cytoskeletal 72. The record is from RefSeq and is a predicted model, not a curated record. Bases 1 to 1461 code for a protein of 486 amino acids. Gene Ontology annotation, cellular component: keratin filament. Lineage: Eukaryota; Metazoa; Chordata; Mammalia; Scandentia; Tupaiidae. Gene Ontology annotation, molecular function: structural constituent of skin epidermis. The transcript has 9 exons. Gene Ontology annotation, biological process: keratinization; intermediate filament organization.
AUGAGCCGCCAGCUGACCCACUACCAGGGCGGGGAGCGUCGGGGCUUCAGCGGCUGCUCGGCCAUUAUCUCGGGCCGGCUCUGCAGCAGCUCUGCCAGUGGGCGGGCAGGGAGCUAUGGGUUUGGCCGGGGCCGGGCCAGUGGCUUUGCUGGCAGCAUGUUUGGCAGUGUGGCCCUGGGGCCUGUGUGUCCAACCGUGUGCCCACCCGGGGGCAUCCACCAGGUUACCAUCAAUGAGAGCCUCCUGGCGCCUCUCAACGUGGAGCUGGACCCUGAGAUCCAACGAGUGCGAGCCCAGGAGCGCGAGCAGAUCAAGGCGCUGAACAAUAAGUUCGCCUCCUUCAUCGACAAGGUGCGGUUCCUGGAGCAGCAGAACCAGGUGCUAGAGACCAAAUGGAACCUGCUGCAGCAGCUGGACCUGAAUAACUCCAGGAACAGCCUGGAGCACGUUUAUGAGAGCUAUGCCAGCAGCCUGCGGAAGACGCUGGAGACCCUGUCUGGGGACAGGGUAAGGUUGGACUCGGAGCUGAGGAGCAUGCAGGACCUGGUGGAGGACUACAAGAAGAGAUAUGAGGUGGAGAUUAAUAGACGCACAGCUGCUGAGAAUGAGUUCGUGGUGCUCAAGAAGGACGUGGAUGCCGCUUACAUGAACAAGGUUGAGCUCCAGGCCAAAGUGGACUCCUUGACAGACGAGAUCAAAUUCUUCAAGUGCCUCUAUGAAGGGGAGAUUACUCAGAUCCAGUCCCACAUCAGUGACACAUCCGUCAUCCUAUCCAUGGACAACAACCGAGAUCUAGACCUGGACAGCAUCAUUGCUGAGGUCCGUGCCCAGUACGAGGAGAUCGCUUUGAAGAGUAAGGCCGAGGCAGAGGCUCUGUAUCAAACCAAGAUCCAGGAGCUACAGGUCACGGCAGGCCAGCAUGGGGAUGACCUCAAACUCACCAAGGCUGAGAUCUCGGAGCUCAACCGGCUGAUCCAGAGGAUCCGCUCGGAGAUAGGGAAUGUGAAGAAGCAGUGCUCCAACCUGGAGAUGGCCAUUGCUGAUGCUGAGCAGCGGGGGGACUGUGCCCUCAAGGAUGCCCGGGCCAAGCUGGAUGAGCUGGAGGGUGCCCUGCACCAGGCCAAGGAGGAGCUGGCCCGGAUGCUACGCGAGUACCAGGAGCUUCUGAGCGUGAAGCUGUCCCUGGACAUUGAGAUCGUCACCUACCGCAAGCUGCUGGAGGGCGAGGAGUGCAGGAUGUCUGGUGAAUAUCCAAAUUCCGUGAGCAUCUCCGUCAUCAGCAGCACCAACGCUGGGGCAGGAGGGACUGGCUUCAGCGUGGGCUUCGGCGCCUCGGGCAGUUACAGCUGCAAACCUGCAGCGGGAGAUGUCAAGACCAAAGGCAGCUGUGGCAGUGAGUUCAAGGAUCCCCUUAGCAAAGCCUCGGGCAACAGCUGUGCGACCAAAAAGGCCUCCAGAUGA